Messenger RNA from Phymastichus coffea, 4252 nucleotides. Its product is annotated as transmembrane channel-like protein. Gene Ontology annotation, cellular component: plasma membrane. Gene Ontology annotation, molecular function: mechanosensitive monoatomic ion channel activity. The transcript is spliced from 17 exons. The record is from RefSeq and is a predicted model, not a curated record. The coding region runs from base 117 to 3854 and encodes 1245 amino acids. Lineage: Eukaryota; Metazoa; Arthropoda; Insecta; Hymenoptera; Eulophidae.
AAAAUUCAUCGACGGAAUCCAAUCUGUCGCCAACUGACGUGACCGUACGCCAGCAAACAGCCAAUGGUAAUAGUCGACCUCAUAGACGACAGUCCCAAGGAAUCCUGAGGGUUGACAUGCGAGCCGGCAGACAUGCCAUGGUCGUGCCACGACUAUCUGCUUCACAGGUGGAACCGUCGUCACCACAACCAUCGGUGGAUCGACUCUCGGUGACGUUCGCCAUCGACGAGCGCAACGGCGAAGAUAACGCCGCGGAAUCAUCGUCACAACCGCCGCCAAGCAGUGAUUUCGAUUUCAAUCAUCAUCAUCCACCGCGUAGACGAGCUACCCUCGAUGCCGCGCUCAUCAAGCGGCCAUCGCCCGACAUGCAGCGAUUGCACUCUUAUCACGGCAGCGAAGAGGCCGGUGGCGAGGAAGACGACUACUCGGCGUCGGCGUGCGCUAUCAUACAGAGGCGCAACUCGUCUCGACGCCACAGUCGGCGAAAGCGACGACCUUCUUCGCCGUUCAGCCCUGACGCCGAGACGGCACUUCGACGACGAUCGUCCGUUUUCACGACCAGCUCCGGCGACACGGCAAUCUCGAUGGAGGAUGCUGGCGCGACGAAUUUGAUCGAGGAUCAAAUCUUCGAGAACGUGAAGCUGCACAAGGAGGUGUUGCACGGCGUGAAGCAGCAGCCGUGGCCGCUGAGGAAGAAGCUGAAGCUCGUGCGCCAAGCCAAAGCCUACGUGAGCAAGCACGAGGGCAAACUGCAGGAGAGGCUCGCCCAGACGCGCAGCACUCGGGAUGCCAUCGCGCGCGCUUCCAUUCUGCUCAACAAGAAGUGGCAGUACUUCAAGCGAGAGCUGAUCAAUUUUAAGACGGUAUUGGUGCCGUGGGAGCGACGCAUCAAGCAAAUCGAGUCGCAAUUCGGCUCGGCAGUCGCGUCCUACUUUAUAUUCCUGCGCUGGCUGUUCUGGGUGAACAUUGUGAUCUCGGUGGUGCUCAUGACUUUCGUCGCCAUUCCCGAGCUUCUAGCGACGGUGCAGAACGCAACGGACGACGCGGGCGAGCGCAAAACGAUGCUGCCAGAGGAGCAAGUCAAAGCCAAUCACUUCCUCACCCUCUGGGAGUUCGAGGGCAAUCUCAAGUACUCGCCGUUCUUCUACGGCUGGUACUCCAACAAGCACACUUACAAAGCCUACAAAUUGCCGCUGGCUUACUUUGUCGUCAAUCUCGUUGUCUAUACCUACAGCUUCGUCGCGAUAUUAAGAAAGAUGGCGGAAAAUUCGCGCAUGAGUAAGCUCUCGGAGAAGGAAGAUGAGUGCGUGUUCUCAUGGAAAUUGUUUACCGGGUGGGACUUUAUGAUUGGAAAUGACGAGACAGCUCACAAUCGAAUUGGCAGUAUUGUUUUGGGAUUGAAGGAGGCAUUGCUAGAAGAGUCGGAAAAACAUCGCGAUGAGAGAAACUGGAAAGUCAUAAGCAUCCGUAUCUUCGUCAAUCUGCUGGUGAUCGCAAUGUUGGUGUUGUCAGCCUGGGCAGUUGUGGAAGUGGUCGAUCGCAGUGAAGACGUGCGCGCUGCCAACAGCAGCUGGUGGCGUCAAAACGAAAUCACCAUCGUCAUGACACUCAUCACUUACAGCUUUCCAUUCGUCUUCGAAGUUCUUGGAAUUAUUGAGAGCUAUCAUCCGAGAAAACAAUUGAGACUGCAGCUUGGUCGCAUCAUGAUUCUUAAUUUGCUCAACAUGUACUCGUUGAUAUACGCUCUUUUCAAAAAAAUCAACUCGUCGGACGAAAAGCUGCAAAGUUUGAAGCCGAAGGAGUCGAUUACUAAAUUCAUGUGCUUUAACGUACCGGUGUCUUGCGGCGAGCCAAGUACACUUCAAACAGUAUUAUCACUAACUGCUAUGAGUUUAAUCAUAAGCUCGAACUUUUCAACGAAUAACGCAGCGAAAAUAUUUCAUUCGCCGCCUCAACUUUUGACUGCCGCUGAAACGACAAAGUAUACGCUGCUGAUGGACAACAACAUAUUCAACGCAUCUCAAGACCAAAUUCCAUUGGGUCCAUUUGACGUGAACAGUAUAUUCAGCGAUUGGUCGAUUUUCCGUGAAGAAGAUCGCAACGACACAAUUGAUCCUUUUAUGUUUGAGAUGAAUAAUUUCACUGAAUCUACGAUCAGCUUUAGUUCGCCUUCGAAUAGCUUGAGCACCGAUUUCAUGGAUAACUCAAGAACCACGGCAACUGUCGAUUCGAUGGACAAUUUAAGCAUAACAACGUCUACAGAUAAUAGUAUUAAUUCGGACGACGUGCCUUCAGUAUGGAAUCCAGUCACGCAAAUCGACGACAAUGAUAUUGUCAUUGAAGGAAUUCCUAACAUUGAUGAUAAUGAUAUAGGAGUUCACGUUGUGAAUGACGAUUAUCCACACGAGAAUUUUGGUGAUUAUGGAUUUCUUGAACUGGAUUACAAUGAAACUUCGGAUGUACCUGGCGUUCAGAGUUUGAAUACCGAGAAAAUAACGGAUCCUACAUCUCCAUCGACGCCUUAUACCGUGAAUGCUAAUUCUUGUCAGGGGGUUGGCAAAAUUGUCGGGUGUUAUCAACGUAUUUGCGAGAAUAGAACUAUCAAACUUGAUAAUGUUUCUGUGUCAACGAAAACAUUAGAUUUGAAAACUCGCCGCCUGUUGCGUGGCCUGUGUUGGGAGACAAUGUUUGGCCAGGAAAUAGCGAAAUUGACAAUGAUGGAUCUCGCGAUAACCAUACUGUCAACAAUGGCUAUUGACUUUUUUCGCGCACUCUUCGUGCGUUACGUCAACAGUUGCUGGUGCUGGGAUCUUGAGAAAAAGUUUCCGCAGUAUGGUGAUUUCAAAAUCGCCGAGAAUAUCUUACAUUUAGUCAAUAAUCAAGGAAUGGUUUGGAUGGGUAGUUUCUUCAGUCCAGGCCUGAUAGUUCUCAACGUCAUUAAACUUGUUAUUCUGAUGUAUUUGCGAUCGUGGACUGUCCUUACGUGCAAUGUACCACACGAAAUUGUUUUCAGAGCUUCAAGAUCGAAUAACUUUUAUCUGGCUUUACUACUGACGAUGUUAUUUUUAUGUGUGUUACCUGUCGGUUAUGCCAUUGUUUGGGUAGAACCAUCAUGGCACUGCGGACCAUUUUCCGGUAACGAGCGGAUCUAUUAUUUAGCUACGAGGAGCCUUAAAAAUGCAUUGCCAAAAUACGUUCAUGACUACAAAGUAUUGGAGUACAUUGCGUCUCCGGGUAUAGUUAUCCCGUUAAUAGUUCUCAUGACAUUGAUCAUUUAUUACAUGGUUUCGUUGACCAAUUCUCUUAGGGAGUCAAAUAAUGAUUUGAAGGUUCAGCUUAGACAAGAACGAACGGAAGAAAGGCGUAAAAUGUUCAAAAUCGCAGAAAGAAGGCUGGAGAACGACACGCCUUUCGCAAGGUGGAAGAAGAUCCUCCCGGCUAGCAAAUCUGUCGAUGCCGCCACGAAUAAAGGUAACGUCAGUUAUAAAGAUUUAAUUCUUACGAAUAGAGUAGCAAUGGAAGAGAAGGUUCAAAAACGACGCUCAGCGGGCUCGGAAAACAGUGACGUAACCGAAGGUGAGCAAGAAUCUUUACCCAAUGAUCAAGUGCCUACUUCGUCGAAGAAUGUCGAUAAUGAAGUGGCCGCUGUCAUCAACGAUCACAGGAAAAACUCGUGGCGAGCGACGAGGUUGAAAGAAAAAAGUGAAUCGCCAGUUGAGUCGAUUGAGGGUGUCAGUACUGGUGCCAUACCAAAGAUUCAAAUUAGCCUCGAGGAGACUAAUGGUGAGAAAGUUGAAUUGGAUAUUGAAGAUAUUAUUAGAAGAUUAAGUACCAAUUCGGAUGAACAUUUGUAAUGUAGUUCCGUAUAAUACCGACUGAUUUCGGAUUUGCUGACAGUUGGAUUAAUUUUUUCUUUUUAAGAAUUAGUGAAGUUUUUUGUUUACUACAUUUUAAGUGCAACGUAUGACGACUUAAAAUGUGACUUACGCAAUCGUAAAGUCAGUCAGGUUUAAUAAAAAAAUAUACAUAUUUAAAUUUCAUGUCUCUAAAAGUAUUAUGUUAAAAAAUGUGUUGACUGCGAGAAAGAUAGUUUUUGAUGGCAUAAGAAGUUGUCAAAGUUUUUGUGAUAAAAACGAAAUGUAGUUUAUGUUGAAUGUUUCAUAUGUAUUAUUUAUAUUUUAAUGUCAUGUGAAAUAUAAAUAUUUAUACUACAAUUCACUAAAAAUUCAUUCAUUCAUUGAUACGUUAAAUC